UAUGGCGGUAAAAAGAGAACUCCUAGCAGUUUUAUCCUUUACAAAAGUAAACACAAGUUUGGUGCCGUUGAAGCUCGUGAAGCAUACAAACUGGAAUCUCCUGAAUUCCAAAUUGAUUAUGAACAGUGUGCUGAGUUGAUUAGACUAAGCACCACUAACAUUACGUUGGCCCUCGAACUUUGUUUUAAUAAGUUCUCACCUCAUUCCACUCCAUACUUUAUUAUUACAAAUGAACCAGUGACCUAUUUCGAAUAUACUACCGUUGGUGAACAGCCUAUUCAAGAUCCUGUUGUGCCUCUUUUAAGUCUUAAUGAUCAACCUUCUAUGCCUGAACCUUGUCAUGUCGAAUUUACACAACCUCUUCAAACACCUUCCCCGGAAUCUUUUACUCAGA
This is a messenger RNA of Racocetra fulgida, 394 nucleotides long. The record is from the annotation of a GenBank genome assembly. NCBI's taxonomy places the organism in Eukaryota, Fungi, Glomeromycota, Glomeromycetes, Diversisporales, Gigasporaceae.